Fusarium fujikuroi IMI 58289 is the source of this 585-nucleotide messenger RNA. RefSeq lists its product as uncharacterized. The transcript has a single exon. The record is from RefSeq and is a predicted model, not a curated record. NCBI's taxonomy places the organism in Eukaryota, Fungi, Ascomycota, Sordariomycetes, Hypocreales, Nectriaceae. The coding region runs from base 1 to 585 and encodes 194 amino acids.
AUGAGAACAAUUCACUCUUCCGGGACAGAUAUAAAAGCGAUAAAAUGCUCGAUUUAUGUCAGAUUUCCUCUCCUUGAUCAGGAAUCCCUCACCACAACCUCCAAACUCUGCAAAAAGAUCAUUAGUAUGUGCGUCUACGGUCGAGUCGUUUUUAAAUGCGCCCACGAGCGCUGGGGCAUCUGCGUGAAGCAAUGCCAAACAGCCAAAGACUUCCGUGAUGGAAAGUUAAACCAUGACUGUGUCAUCAAGAAGCCUCAUGUACCGACUUCGCGGAGGAUACAGACAAAUUGCAACAAAUGUAUCACCCUGGAUGGCAAACUCGACAGGGCAAAGAAGAGCAUUGACGAUGUUAAGCAAAAGCUGAAGAGGAUAGAAGAGAGGAAAAUCAGAAAAAGAAAUACGGAAGAAAACAAGAUCGACAACAGGAAGAAAGUGGAAAAGAAGGAUGAAAACAGGGAUAGUAAUGAAACAAACUCCUGGAGUUUUGGGACGGGACUUGGGAGUAUUACCGAGGAGAGCGAAGUUGAGGACGAGUCUUCAAGUGAUGGAAGUAGUCAAGGCAGUUCACAAGUCACUAACACCUGA